AUGGCGGACGCGCUGUACAACGACUACAAGAACAACUGCGAGGAGUACAUGAAGACGGUGUCCUACACGGAGAGGAUCCUCCAGGACAAUAACUCCGAUAAGCACAAAUUGAUAAACAUUUACGAGAAGGCCAUCCGAAGCGCAGAAAAUAUGUUCAAGAGAAUGCAGCUGGAAGUAGAAGCAAAUUCGCUCAUAGGAAAUAAGGAGAGCGAUCUCAACGACCUGCACAGGGAGAUCACCGAGUAUAAAGGCAAGUUAAAUAUACUUAAGGAAAGAUUCCUCGCCAAAGAAAGAGAAAAAACUCAAAUCAACAGCAACUAUGAUGAUAGAGUACUCCUACUAAGCGAUGUGGAUCUCCUUGAAGAAGGAGACAUGUAUAUAAAUCAGUCCAAAAUUUUAUUAACAAAUGCAGAAUAUAUAAGUAACGACGUGUUGCAAAAUUUGAACAAACAGAGGGACUCCAUAAGAAGAGGUUUAUCCAACAUGCCUUUCAUUAAAGACAAAUUAGAUCAAGCAAAAAAUUUGGUCCACCUGAUAAAGAAAAAGCAAGUCUUAAACAAAUACCGACUGUAUAUCAUUUUUAUUUUCAUAUUUUUAACAUUCAUUCUUGUUAGUGGAGUUAAGUAUAGGAGGUAUGUGAAUAGCUUGAAUCGUGAGCCUACACAACCGCCUGACAAUCCUCUUACCGAUUCUAUGGGUAACAUUACACAGUUCAACACACCGCCCACUCCCGCAAGUGCAUCAGCAGUUAGCACGACUGAAACAGACAACGAGAAGAAUAAACCCCAAAACAUAAAUGAGGCGAAUAUUAUUGUGUACGAUUUUAUUGAGAAGAAAAAAGACCACGUGGAGGGAAGCGGCACGAUUGGCAGUGACGCGCAGCCCCCAAACGGUGAAGGUAGUAGUGGCAUGAGUGGCAGUGAUGGAAGUAGUGCGGACCAAGCCACAGAUAAGGAAGGACAGACGGAGGGGAGCCACCCCGAUGGGCACACAAAGGGGCACAGUGAGGAUGAUAAGGGGGUGAACCAUAAUGGGCAUGUGGAAAAAGAUCAACUGGAAAAGGAAGAGCCACACGAAAGUGAAACACUUUCCCCCCUCCCUGAGGAUAGCAAAAAGGAGCAGAAUUAA
Plasmodium fragile is the source of this 1128-nucleotide messenger RNA. RefSeq lists its product as uncharacterized. The record is from RefSeq and is a predicted model, not a curated record. The transcript has a single exon. Bases 1 to 1128 code for a protein of 375 amino acids. Gene Ontology annotation, cellular component: late endosome membrane; endoplasmic reticulum membrane; SNARE complex. Gene Ontology annotation, molecular function: SNAP receptor activity; SNARE binding. Gene Ontology annotation, biological process: intracellular protein transport; vesicle fusion. Lineage: Eukaryota; Apicomplexa; Aconoidasida; Haemosporida; Plasmodiidae.